Capronia coronata CBS 617.96 is the source of this 4005-nucleotide messenger RNA. RefSeq lists its product as uncharacterized. Gene Ontology annotation, molecular function: RNA binding; ribonuclease III activity; ATP binding. The coding region runs from base 1 to 4005 and encodes 1334 amino acids. The record is from RefSeq and is a predicted model, not a curated record. Gene Ontology annotation, cellular component: nucleus; cytoplasm; RISC complex. The transcript has 4 exons. NCBI's taxonomy places the organism in Eukaryota, Fungi, Ascomycota, Eurotiomycetes, Chaetothyriales, Herpotrichiellaceae. Gene Ontology annotation, biological process: siRNA processing.
AUGGGUACUGGUAGCGGCAAGACACAGGUCGUUGUUCUCGCUUAUCAGCAGCACUCUUUCCUCUCGCGGCAGUUACCUGCUUUUCAGUUCAGACUCAUCACAGGCAUGGAUAAUGCAGAGUUCUGGAACACUCAAGAACUAUGGGACAAGGCUUUGCAUAAUAUCCAUGCUGUUAUCUGUACUCCUGCAAUCCUACUUCAAGCUCUCAAUGCGGGCUUUGUGACUAUGAAAGGUAUUUCGUUGCUUGUCGUUGACGAAGCACACCACUGUGUGGCCAGAUCGGCGCCCAAUGCUACCAUGCGACUUCACUAUCAUCAUUUCAAGACGACCGACCCUGCAUAUGAGCUACCACAUAUACUAGGCCUAUCCGCCAGUCCAAUCACCAAGAGAAGCACGGCCGAGAUAACCGAGCUCGAGGCCAAUCUUGAUGCCAAAUGCAGAGCACCCAUGCAGCAACUGGAAGAGUAUACUGCGUUUGUGAAUAUGCCACAGCUGAAAAUUUUGACAUUCGACGAACACUUAGAACCUGCACCAGAUAUAUUGACCAUCUUGUCAAAUAUAGUAUCAUGCUUGCAGGUCACGGAUGAUCCAAUCACAAAAACAUUGCAAGAAAGCCGUCAUUCCAAAGCCCAGGAGGACCUGGAGAAUAUACGCAGAAAAAAGGCAACUCCCGCCAUGACAGAAUUGCGAUCGCUUGUCAGAUCAGCUAGCACCAUCUAUGAAGUUCUUGGGAGCUGGGCUUGUAGUGCUUUCGUCGCUGCUUGUAUUCGGAAGCUUCAUGUGGCACCGCUGCAUGCUUCACUCGGACUAUACUGCAACAAUGCGGCUGUGGCAGGGAAUGUGUCUCCCAAGGUGGAUGUUCUGCUCAAUUUUCUCGCCAAAGAGAACCGAGCCGAUCUUAGAGGCCUCAUCUUCGUCCAAGCAAGACAGACGGCUUGGGCUCUUACCGAAGUCAUCAACAAUCACCCUGCUACACGAGCAUACCAGGCUUUUUCAUUCGUUGGGUUAUCCAAUGCUGCAUACCAGAGCACCUUCGAUUUUGCUGAACUGCGCCUGCAAAAUGAAAACCUCGAGCGAUUUCGUCGUGGAGAGCUUAAUCUAUGUGUAGCGACCGCUGUACUCGAGGAAGGCGUCGACGUGCCUGCCAUGAACCUGGUCAUAUGCUUUGACGAACGCCCCAAUUUGCGCAGCUUUGUGCAAAGCAGGGGAAGAGCACGACAGCAGAGUUCGAAGUUUGUCAUACUUCGCUCACUAGUCGACUUCGAGAGCAAAGUCAAGAAAUGGCAGGCCUUGGAGACCGCGAUGAAGUCUGAAUGCGAAAGAACGGCAGAUGAUCUAGAGAAACGCCAAAACACUGAGCAGGGCGACGAGCCCGAUGGUUCUGUGUUCCGCGUCCACUCAACUGGCGCAACAUUGACCUUCGACAACGCUCGUCCGCUGCUGCAGCGAUUCUGCGCCAAGUUGCCUAAGAAGGACGAAUCUGAACGUGACCCUACCUUCUGCAUCGAUGGCGAGGUUGGGAAUGAGGUGUCUGCAAGGGUAUAUCUACCCAGUGUUCUCCCAGCAAAGUUGCAGGUAGCACAAUGCAAAUCGAACUGGCAGACGGAGAAGAUGGCCAAGAGAGAUGCGGCAUUCCAAGCAUACCUGGCGCUUUACACGGCCGGUUUGGUUACAGAAAACCUCCAACCCGUACGAUGGUCAGAAGAUACUGAUGCAGAGCAGGAUGCAACAGACAUGAGAAAUACAGAAGAGAGAGAGAGCAUCUACGUUGUCAAGCAACAAUACAACCCCUGGCCGGAAGUGUUGCAGAGUUGGACAAGAUGCCGCGCUGUUUAUGCUCAUCGACUACAAGUCAAGAGCGAAACUGGCCCGAUGCCAACUCUGCUCCUGCUUCUCCCGGUGAAGCUUCCUGGAGCCAAGUUUCCUUUGUACUCAACGCACUUGGACUGUGUUGAAGUGUCACUAGGCUCAGGGGAAGAGGUUUAUGACUGUCCGCUGGACCUGGCGCAAGAAAUCAGCUUGUACCUGUUGGGCAUCGUCCUAGGAAGAAGACUGCAAGGAUUCCAGAAACAUCAGUUUCCUUUUCUCCUGCUGCCAGACGUCAAACAACAAUCGCUUCAAGCUUGGUAUGAGGAUAUCUCCAUCACCAGACCGCUAAGAAGUCUCCUGUUGAACACCAAAGGUCGAGAGUAUCUUAUAGUGCACAGCAAUCAACACAUUCCUUACGUCUAUCGACCAGAAAAAGGUGGAUUUACCUCCGAUGGCAUGAGCGACGGAGAAGGUCUCGAAAUCCUUGCUAACAGACUGUCACGCAAACUGGAGAUUCUUACUCCGCCUGUGACUUCUGCGUCGAUGGAUGUGCCUGUGUUGCAUUCACUACCAGUUGGUCGAUGUACAGUUCUUGGGCUUCCCGUCCCAUACGCUCGUCUUAUAUUGCUGGUGCCCUCUAUUACGCAUAUGCUCGAAGGUUGUCUACGUACCAUGGCCGCUUGCAACGGACCUCUAGCAGGACUGGGCUUCACGGAUAUAGACAUGGUAUCUGAAGCUCUGACAUUGCCGAGAGUGGCAACCCGAAACUACCAACGUCUUGAGUUCAUCGGGGACGAUUUACUGAAGUUCUACGCCUCGAUCCAGGUGUUCGUGGACAACCCCAACCAUCCUGAAAGCCUGCUGACAUUGGCUCGUGAGCGAAUCGUCUCAAAUGCCCGCCUGCAACAAGCUACCAGAACGCUGGGCCUCGACCAGUUUCUCACGCAGCACCGGUUUUCCGGCGCCGAGUGGACAGCCGGAGUUACCAAAGAAGAGAUCCCCGAGGGAUCAUCUGUCAAGACGCAUCUCUCAUCAAAGGUUCUUGCUGAUGUGAUUGAAGCCCUUAUCGGUGCUGCGAGCUUGGAUGGAGCGAAGUCGCUCAAAUCUACGUCUUUUCUGGAAGAGAAGGUCAUCCGCGCCCUACAACUCUUCAUUGAUGAGAUUCCCUGGAGACGCCUGUCCGAGAACAUAGCCAGAGUACCUAUCAUGGACAAUUCCGAUAUGAAUAUCGAACCCUUCAAACCCGUCGAGUCUUUGAUAGGGUACACGUUCGAUCAUCGCGCACUCUUGGCCGAAGCGCUGACGCAAUCCUGGCUCGGAGGUCAAGUCUCGUCGUACGAUAGGCUCGAAUUCCUAGGCGACGCUGUUCUCGACCAUAUCGUCAAGACCAAACUAUUCCACAGUCCUCUUCACCUCGAUCCGGAACAGAUGACCCUCCGACGGCAUGCGCUCGUUAGCCACGCGACAUUGGCAUUCUUCGCCUUCCAAGCAUCUUACACCUGCACUGCGUACGAGCUGGAUACUGACCCGUUCACACGCGAAACAGUCGAUCGCCAAUCAACCAGGACCGUCUAUCUAUUCGACCAUAUACGGCGUAUUGGCAACCGUGAGGAUCCAGUCCGUCGCGAAACCACGUUGGCAGCUUACGACGACGUGCGUGAUGACAUAAUCCACGUGCUCAAGCAGGGCCGCAAAUUUCCUUGGUCGGAUCUACUACACAUCGGAGCACCGAAAACGUACUCGGAUGUCAUUGAGUCGGUUCUCGGCGCCGUGUUCAUCGACUCACGCGGCGAUUUGGAGGCUUGCACCCGCAUCUUGGACGCUCUCGGUUUCAUGGAUCUAGUCAAGCGGUUUGCGGCAGCGCCGGAGGCGAAUCUGGACGUCCGCCAUCCCGAGCAACUGCUCAGCGAGAUCCAGCCGGGUUGCAAGCUUUUGGCCAGUGAGAAGAAACGAGUCGACGUUGAUGUUGUGAAGCGGUGGAGAUGUAAAGUCAUGCUUGACGGUGAGAGAAUUACACAUGCGAAGAGAGCGACGUGCAAGGACGAGGCACAAUGCAGGGCGGCGGAACGUGCCGUGGAAGUUCUCUCGAAGAAGCGAAAGAGACGGUCUGAUGUUGCUGUGAUGAAAGAAGGACCGGCACCACAAGUCAUUGCAACGGCAGCGCCACGAGAACUGCGGAAACGGGGUGGGAAGUAA